AUGGGUGAUGGCAGCGAAUGGAUCGAUGCAAUCUUCCAGUUCUUUCAGGAGGGCAACCAGCUGAGCGCCAAGCGCCUGGGGGACGCCAUGCGGAAGGCCGGCAUGAACCCCACGGAGCCGGAGGUGGCAGAGGUCGCGGGUCGCUUUGGCAACCCCCCGAGCCUCGACUUGACGGCCUUCCGGCAAGCCAUGCAGGAGGCUGCUGCUCAGUGGAGUGGACGGGACCAGGCUCAGGAGCUGCUGAGCAGUUUCCAGGUCUUCGACCCAUCCAAGAGCGGGCGACUGCCUGUACCGAAGAUCCUGGAGAUCAUGCGCAUGGGAGGUUCACAGUUCAGCUUGCUGGUGCGAUAG
Messenger RNA from Effrenium voratum, 351 nucleotides. NCBI's taxonomy places the organism in Eukaryota, Dinophyceae, Suessiales, Symbiodiniaceae. The record is from the annotation of a GenBank genome assembly.